UACACUUAAACUCACGGAUAUUAGAAGUGAUAUUAAGAACGUUUUUGAUAAUGUUAACAAUGAAUUGGACCAAUUAGAACAUGAACUCGAUCAACUCAUGGGCGAUGCUAUAAAGAUUUUCUAG
Molecule: messenger RNA, 124 nt
Organism: Racocetra persica
Lineage: Eukaryota; Fungi; Glomeromycota; Glomeromycetes; Diversisporales; Gigasporaceae
Source: the annotation of a GenBank genome assembly